AGGAGAUAAACGGGGCUGCUGCUCAUGGGGAUAAAGACAAGGUAAACUACUGCUCAGAAGGAAACUUUGGAUGAGGUCUCUUGCCUGCCACUCUCAAGCCCUGACACCCUGGGCAACUCUAACACAAAACCAAGGGUCAGCCAAGACAUAUGUGUCAAAAGAAGACAGACAUAGCCAUGGAGCAAGCUGAACAUAACCCAAAUGCUACUAUCAACCUCAACUUUGCUGCAAUCUACAAUCUCCACGAUGGGGAUUUAGUCUCCUUGCGAAACUUCUCCUUCCCUUUCAAUUUCAGUUACAGUGAUUAUGACCUGCCACUGGACAGUGAAGAAGACAUGACCAAGACUCGCACCUUCUUUGCAGCCAAGAUUGUGAUUGGGGUGGCUCUGGUCGGCAUCAUGCUGGUCUGCGGCAUCGGCAAUUUCAUUUUCAUUGCUGCUCUCGCCCGCUACAAGAAGCUGCGAAACCUCACCAACCUGCUGAUUGCCAACCUGGCCAUCUCAGAUUUCAUUGUGGCCAUCGUGUGCUGCCCCUUUGAGAUGGACUACUACGUUGUGCGGCAGCUGUCCUGGGAGCAUGGCCAUGUCCUCUGUGCCUCAGUCAACUACCUACGGACAGUCUCCCUCUAUGUUUCUACCAAUGCUCUCCUGGCUAUAGCUGUUGACAGGUAUCUGGCCAUUGUUCACCCACUGAAACCACGCAUGAAUUAUCAAACAGCAACCUUCCUAAUUGCCUUGGUCUGGAUUGUGUCCAUACUUGUAGCUAUCCCAUCUGCAUACUUUGCUACUGAAACAGUGUUAUUUAUAGUGAAAAACCAAGAGAAAAUUUUCUGUGGACAAAUUUGGCCAGUUGACCAGCAGAUGUACUACAAAUCAUACUUCCUCUUCAUCUUUGGCAUUGAAUUUGUUGCCCCUGUGAUUACGAUGACCUUGUGUUAUGCCAGGAUCUCUCGGGAGCUUUGGUUUAAAACUGUUCCAGGAUUUCAGACAGAGCAGAUCAGAAAGAGGCUUCGAUGCAGAAGAAAAACUGUCAUGGUACUAAUGUGCAUCCUGACUGCCUAUGUUCUCUGCUGGGCACCAUUCUAUGGUUUCACAAUUGUCCGUGACUUUUUCCCCACUAUCUUUGUGAAAGAGAAGCAUUAUCUUACUGCUUUCUACAUAGUUGAAUGCAUUGCUAUGAGCAACAGCAUGAUAAACACCAUGUGUUUUGUUACUGUGAAAAAUAACACCAUGAAGUAUUUCAAGAAGAUCAUGCUGCUCAGAUGGAGAUCAACAUAUAAUGGAAGCAAAUCUAGCACAGAUUUAGACCUGAGAACAAAUGCGAUGCCAGUCACAGAGGAGGUGGACUGCAUAAAACUGAAAUAAAUUUUAAGCAGUUCUAAUAACACGUAUUUUGGAGAGGGGGUAAAAAUGAUAUAAGGCUUCCUCAGAAGCUUCUCCCUUGUCUGGGAGAAUGCCCACCACGGUGAGGGCCCUUGGAAAGCAGCCUACAGUGCAUUUCCACCGGAACUCUUUUCCACUGGAUGGCUGUAUAAUCCCAUCACUCAGACUGGUGCUGUGCUUCAGUUCACCUAUCUGUAAAUCUGAGAUGAAGGCACUCAUUUUAGAGUUGUGUAAAAUCUAAGGUGAACAGAAACAUCUAUGAAUACAUUAAAGUAUUACAGUGAUGGAAGAGUUGAUUGCUGAUCCUAGCAAUGAGGCCUCUGUUUCUUCUUAAAAGAAACCUCUUAAUCCCUUAGAGUUUUCCUUCUGCUCACAAAAGGAAGGAUGGCGAAAAAGCCCAUUUUUCUUCAUAUCACUUUUUCCUCUGUUUACCCAUCAUGAUGAAGCUCCUUGAAGUCUACAGGCCACCAGCUUUCAUAUUGUCCUGUGUGCAGCAUGCUCUUACGAAAGUUACAUUCUUCACAAAGAUAAAUACUGCUUCACAGUCUAGUGAAAACCUCAAGUCUCUUCCUGCAACAACUUGUUUCAGAACAUUUUAUCAACAUUCCACUCUGUAGUUUUAUCUAAGUGUUACUCUGUUUACCAUGUAUUUGGAAAUGGCAUAAGUACAUAUUGAAGGGACCUGUUCCUUUCUCACCUUCAGGCAUCCUGUGGCCAUCUUCUGCUGCCCUGAGUCACUGAAUUCUUCACAGAAUCAGUCACAAAAUCAUAGAGGUGGGGAACAUCUCCACAUUGUCUAGUCCACCCCUAUACUCAAGCAGGGUCAGCUAGAACAGGUUUGUGUCCAGUCAGGCUUUGACUGACUCCAGGAACUGAGACUCCACAGCAUUCCUGGACCAUCUGUGCCAGUAUUCAACAGCCCUCACAGUACAAGAGUGUUCCUUAUGUUCAGAUAGCAUUUCAUGUGCUUCACCUAGUUUUCCAGUGGGACCCAUAUAAAAGUAUAGCAUGUUAGUGGGAAAACAUCCAACCCACUGAACCAGGCCUAGUCAUCUUACCCCACCUGUGCAUGUCUUCAAAUGUUGGCCUGCAAGUAAGGCCAAAAUAGCAUAGAGACUUUGAGACAACUGGUAUUUCUGCAAGCAAUGGAGACAGACUCUAGGCUUCAGUAAGCCAGGCACUGGUUGAGUUGAGUAGCUCAUUGUCUGGCCGAAUGUGAGGCAACAACUCAAGGUGAAUUCUGCAACGCCUCCUCUGGUCCUGCUUUACUAUUCUGAAUUUGUGCAGCUCCAGGAUGAGUGUUUCUUAACUAAUAAUCAUGACCAAUCAGGUGAUGGUAGCAGAAAUAGCUACUCAUUUAAACUACACAUAGGAUACCAUGGACUUUUGUGUAUUGAAAUAAAGUCUUUUUUAUUGUGAUGGCAAUGCUUCCUGUUUUAAAGUAUGUGGUACUGCCUAAUUUUGGAGUA
Molecule: messenger RNA, 2851 nt
Organism: Apus apus (common swift)
Lineage: Eukaryota; Metazoa; Chordata; Aves; Apodiformes; Apodidae
Gene: PROKR1
Product: prokineticin receptor 1
Exons: 2
Coding region: 150-1364 (404 amino acids)
Biological process (GO): neuropeptide signaling pathway
Cellular component (GO): membrane
Molecular function (GO): neuropeptide Y receptor activity
Source: RefSeq, a predicted model, not a curated record